Messenger RNA from Anguilla rostrata (American eel), 651 nucleotides. RefSeq names its product WD repeat domain 83 opposite strand (gene wdr83os). Gene Ontology annotation, biological process: protein insertion into ER membrane. Lineage: Eukaryota; Metazoa; Chordata; Actinopteri; Anguilliformes; Anguillidae. Bases 90 to 410 code for a protein of 106 amino acids. The transcript is spliced from 4 exons. Gene Ontology annotation, cellular component: endoplasmic reticulum membrane. Gene Ontology annotation, molecular function: protein folding chaperone. The record is from RefSeq and is a predicted model, not a curated record.
AGCUGAGCAACUCACAUUUUCUUCCUCUUCGAUCUCUCUCAGUUUUUUCACUGAAGUAGUGAGAAGACGGUGUGGGAUCAGGGAUAAAGAUGACUUCGAACAGCAUGUCGGAUCCACGGAGGCAAAACAAGAUACUUCGGUACAAACCCCCCAGCACAGACUCAAACCCUACCUUGGAGGACCCUACCCCCGACUACAUGAACCUGCUGGGCAUGAUAUUCAGCAUGUGUGGCCUGAUGCUCAAGCUGAAGUGGUGCGCCUGGAUUGCGGUUUACUGCUCGUUCAUCAGCUUCGCCAACUCCCGCAGCUCUGAGGACACCAAACAGAUGAUGAGCAGCUUCAUGCUGUCCAUCUCGGCCGUUGUGAUGUCAUACCUCCAGAACCCCCAGCCCAUGUCACCGCCAUGGUAACCAGCGCUCGGAUACGGAGAGCCUCCAGAAGGAGGCCGGAGCUAGACUCAGACGCGAGGAGGAUGACGGACAGCUGAUCCACCCACCCCCAUCUGGGUUCCUGGGAAAGAGGAGAUGAGGGACGAGUGCGGUGUUUCAGUGCUCCAUCUCUCCCUGCUCGACUCUCUUUGAUAGAGUGCUGUGCUUUUCUACGCUUGCUCACCCCACAAGUUGAAAUAAUAAAAGUCACACUUUAAAGUAA